ACAAAAAAAAAAAAACGAAUAGACCAAAAGCCUUUAGAAUUCAAGACAAGAGUUUUGUGUAACUUUUCUCUUCCUUAUCUAAAAAAAAAAACUAAUCCAAUACUUCUCCAUCUAAAAACCAUUUCCGUUCCUUCUACAUUAUACAAAAAAAAAAGAAUGUCGUAAUCAAUACAAUACAACAAAGUUCACUAAAGAUAAAAAGAUAAACAAAAUGAGCAACAAACCGGACUCGAUCGUGGUCAACGGAAACGGUGGCGUGGAUAGAAGAUCAUACACAUACACAAAUCUCGACAAAAAUGCCGGUCCCGAAGAAUUAAAGAUUCUUUGUUUUACAUUGACCUACUACAACAAGACAACACAGUUCAUAUGCUGUUGCACUGGAGUUUUUGUACUCUACCUUCUUUAUGGCUAUAUGCAAGAACUCAUAUUCACUUUGGAUGGUUUCAAGCCAUUCGGCUGGUUCUUGACUCUAAUUCAAUUCUUCUACUAUAUUCUCUUUGGUCUGUUUGAGAGAAAAAUUGAAAAUAAAAUCCAAAAACGAUGUAUUCCAAUGAGAACGUACGUUAUUUUGGCCGCUCUCACUCUGGGCACCAUGGGUCUAUCGAAUUCUAGUUUAGGCUAUUUGAAUUAUCCUACCCAGGUUAUCUUUAAAUGUUGUAAGCUUAUUCCUGUCCUAAUUGGAAGUAUUUUGAUACAAGGCAAGAAAUACGGUCCGUUGGAUUUUCUUGCGGCUAUUGCAAUGUGCCUUGGGUUGGCUUUGUUUACUUUGGCCGACUCGAAAGUAUCACCAAAUUUCAAUACCUUUGGUGUGGCAAUGAUUUCUAUGGCAUUGCUUUGUGAUGCUGCCAUUGGCAAUGUUCAAGAAAAGGCUAUGCGUGAACAUAAGGCUCCCAGUAGUGAGGUUGUCCUCUAUUCUUAUGGACUGGGAUUUUGCUAUUUGUUCAUUAUUAUGAUACUCAGUGGAAACUUUACACCGGGAUUGCAAUUUUGUUUGGAGUUCCCCACAGAAACAUUUGGAUAUGCUUUUCUAUUCAGUUUAUCCGGUUAUUUGGGAAUACAUUUUGUAUUGGCUUUAGUGAGAUCGACUGGUGCUCCAAUUGCAGCAACUGUAACAACGGCACGCAAAGCUGUAACAAUUGCUAUUUCUUUUGUAUUCUUUAGCAAACCAUUUACAAUGCAAUAUUUAUGGUCAGGACUUAUAGUGGUUUUUGGAAUUUAUAUUAAUGUUUAUAGUAAAAACCAUAAACUUACAUUCCGUGACGUGCAUCUAAAGUGUAAGAAUCUUCUUAAUGUCCUUAGUAGAACAUCGAAUAGAAGGUUCCUCAUGGAGGUGUAAAAAAAAUUAGUUUUGAAUUUUUUAGGAAAAAAACUACAUUAUAAUUAUACCAAACAGUUUUAGUGAUAAUAAUAAAUUUUAGAAAAUUUAAACAUAA
Episyrphus balteatus (marmalade hoverfly) is the source of this 1433-nucleotide messenger RNA. It is a transcript of the gene Papst2, whose product is annotated as adenosine 3'-phospho 5'-phosphosulfate transporter 2. Bases 212 to 1336 code for a protein of 374 amino acids. Gene Ontology annotation, molecular function: 3'-phosphoadenosine 5'-phosphosulfate transmembrane transporter activity. Gene Ontology annotation, biological process: transmembrane transport. Gene Ontology annotation, cellular component: Golgi membrane; endoplasmic reticulum membrane. Lineage: Eukaryota; Metazoa; Arthropoda; Insecta; Diptera; Syrphidae. The transcript is spliced from 3 exons. The record is from RefSeq and is a predicted model, not a curated record.